This is a messenger RNA of Brassicogethes aeneus, 3480 nucleotides long. NCBI's taxonomy places the organism in Eukaryota, Metazoa, Arthropoda, Insecta, Coleoptera, Nitidulidae. The record is from the annotation of a GenBank genome assembly.
AUGGAUCCAGGGUUUAAUUUAAAAUGGAUGAUAAGAUUAUACAGAAAAGGCUUAAGUAAAGUGCAAGAUUUGUACAAAACAUUACUAACAGAUCAAUCAGACCACCUUGGAGAUGUUUUGGAGAGCAAAUGGAACGAAGAAAUAGCAAAGGCAAAGGCGAACAACAAAAAACCUAGUCUUAUCAGGGCACUGGCCAAAACAUAUCUAGGCAAAUACAUGUGUUGGGGUGUGGUUAUGUUUAUACAAUAUGCUAUAAUAAGACCUAUUCAGCCAAUGAUUUUGGCACAGUUAUUAAAGUUGUUCACGAGUUAUGCACCCAAAGAUAGUGGUGUUAUUAGAGAUAUGUAUCUCUAUGGUAGUGGUGUUGUAGUUUUUUCCUUACUGAAACUGAAUAAAUCAGCCCUUAAAAACACAGCUGCAGGUCAGGUUGUAAACCUUCUAUCCAACGAUGUAAACAGAUUUGGUUUGGCGGUCCUACAAAUGCACUUUUUGUGGAUAAUGCCUUUCCAAAUAGGUCUUGUGACCUUCUUCAUUUGGCAGAAAGUGGGCAUAUCAACGUUGGCUGGCGUAGUAAGCAUGGCACUCUUCACCAUACCUGGACAAGGUUAUCUUGGCAAAGUAACAUCAAAUCUGCAAAGAAAAAUCGCUUCGAAAACUGAUCGAAGAGUUGUACUUAUGAACGAAGUUAUAUCAGGUAUACAAGUUAUUAAAAUGUAUGCUUGGGAAAAACCGUUCGAAAAGCUCAUCCACUGGGCGAGAAUAACUGAAAUUCACAGUUUAACCAAGUCAGCAUACCUACAAGGAAUUUUUUUGAGUUCUAUGGUGUUCAUAGAACGAACCACGUUGUUUUUGACAUGCGUUUGUUUCGUACUCACAGGGCAUGUCUUAACGGCAGACAUAGUUUUCCCAAUAGCCCAAUUCUUCAACAUACUCCAGAUGACGAUGGCUAUGUUAUACCCAGCCGCUAUAACCUACGGCGCUGAAAGUUUGGUGGCUAUAAGACGUCUCGAGAUUUUUUUAUUUCUCGAUGAAAAGCAGGAAGCCGAUCUUAAACACACCAACGAUGGAAGCUUGGUUGUGUCAAACGUGGAUGCAGAGUGGGUGGAAGGAAACACCUUGUUAGAAAAUAUUUCUUUUACUGUACCUAAAGGAUCGUUAUGCGCUAUUAUAGGUCCUGUAGGUUCCGGAAAGACUACAAUGUUGCAGCUGUUUUUGGGAGAGUUGAUAGCAAAGACUGGCAAAAUUAGCAUUGGGGGUGAAAUAUCAUACUCAUCUCAAGAAGCCUGGCUUUUUUCAUCUUCUGUAAGAAACAACAUUCUAUUUGGUUUGGAGUAUAAUUAUCUACGAUAUAAACAAGUUAUUAAGGUUUGUGCUCUUGAAAAAGACUUGAAACAGUUCCCACAAGGCGAUAAAACCGUCAUAGGAAAAAUAGGUGUCUCUCUAAGUGGUGGUCAAGGAGCUAGAAUUAAUCUAGCUCGUGCUAUAUACAGACAAGCUGAUAUAUAUUUACUUGAUGAUCCAUUAUCAGCGGUUGAUACUCACGUUGGACGUUACCUAUUCGACGAACGCAUAUCCAGACAUUUAAUGGACAAAACCAGGGUUUUAAUAACGCAUCAACUACAGUAUCUUAAAACGGCUGAUCAUAUUAUUGUUCUGGAUGAGGGAAGGAUUGCAGAUCAAGGAACAUUCGAGGAAUUAUCAAACAGCAAUUUGGACUUCACCAAGCUUCUAAUAGCUUUGGAUGAACAGCAAGAUAAACCUAAAGAACCCGUGGUAGAAAAAUCUUUGUCUAGAAGGAUGUCCAGAAAAAGUUUUGCCAUAUCAUGCUUGAGCUCCAUCUCUGACAGCGUUAAAAUGGAGCUACAGGAAUCCAAAGUCGAGGAGGAUAAGGAGGAAGUUGUAGGCGAUUCAUCACCAUUUAAAGAAUACUUUAAAGCAGCUGAUAGCACAUGUGCAUUAAUAUUACUUGUUAUAACAGUCAUAUUGGGCCAAAUCGCUUCUUCUGGGGCUGAUUACUGGGUAACCUACUGGACCCAACAGGAAGCCAUAAGGCACGCUAAUGACAGCAUAUUAAAGGUAGACGAACCCAGUAUGGUUCUACUAAACAACACUAGUAACUCAACAACCAACAACUUCUUCUACCAUGCUGCAAACACCGUUUCAUCAUUCUUCGACACAACUUUGAACGGCAAUUUCACGGAAAAUAACUUAAUGAAAACGAAUCGUGUGCAUGAGGGCGUCAAGAAAUCUCCACAAAAAGAUGUUCAAUUGUUUGUUGAAGGCGCCGAUAAGGUUUUCGAUACCAACCCCAGUGGAAGUGUUCUAAAUAGGUUUUCUAAGGAUAUGGGAGCUAUCGAUGAAUUGUUACCUAGGGUUAUUAUCGUAGCUCUACAAGUUACAUUGGUAAUGAUAGGUAUUUUGGUUAACGUAUUCAUAUCAAAUCCGUAUGUAAUUAUAGCUGUGAUUGUAUUGGGUAUACUUUUUAUUUUCUUGAGAAAUUGGUACAUUGUCACAACUAAGGCUCUCAAACAUAUUGAAGGAAUAACUACUGAAGUAAAUGGCAGUUUGGUAGGUCUUGCCAUAUCCCAAUCCUUGAUCCUAACGGGCAUGUUGCAAGGCGGCAUGUCUCAUACUGCCGAAGUUAUAAAUCAGCUUAUCAGUGUCGAGAGGGUGUUGCAUUACACAAAAAUAGAACAAGAAGGCCCGUUUGAAACUGAUGAGCAUAAAAGACCGUCGAAAUCCUGGCCCGAUAAAGGCGAUGUCAGAUUUAAAAAUCUGUAUUUGAAGUAUGUUGAAAGUGACCCCCCCGUUUUGAAGAACCUUAACAUAGAUAUUCAUCCAGGAGAAAAAACUGUCGCCAAUAGAAGGAAACCUGAUAAUAGAUGGGCUAGACACGAAAUCGGUUUAAGCGACUUGCGUAAAAAAAUAUCCAUCAUCCCUCAAGAACCGGUUUUGUUUUCCGCCACGUUGAGAUUUAAUUUGGACCCCUUCCAAGAAUAUGAGGAUGAUCAACUAUGGAGAGCUUUAGAAGAGGUCGAAUUAAAAGAUGCAGCAUCAUCCCUUGACUUCCAGGUAUCAGAGGGUGGUAGUAAUUUCAGUUUAGGUCUGAGACAGUUAAUUUGCCUAGCUAGAGCAAUUUUACGUAAUAAUAAAGUUCUUGUUCUUGACGAAGCCACUGCAAAUGUAGACCCACAGACGGAUUAUUUAAUUCAAAAAACAAUACGAACCAAUUUUGCAAAUUGUACAGUACUUACCAUAGCACACAGACUUAACACUAUAAUGGAUUCAGAUAAAGUCUUGGUUAUAGAAUCAGGCACAAUGGUGGAAUUCGACCAUCCUCACUUGUUACUGCAAAAUCUCGAUGGGUACUUCCACAAAAUGGUUCUGGAAACUGGCCCCAGUAUGACUUUACAACUCAAAGAUGUAGCGCAAGAAGCAUACGAAAGUAAAUCGAAAUUGCGCGUUUUUAAAUCUUAUUAA